Letharia columbiana is the source of this 975-nucleotide messenger RNA. RefSeq lists its product as uncharacterized. Bases 1 to 975 code for a protein of 324 amino acids. Gene Ontology annotation, cellular component: cytoplasm. Gene Ontology annotation, biological process: small GTPase-mediated signal transduction. The record is from RefSeq and is a predicted model, not a curated record. Gene Ontology annotation, molecular function: GTPase activator activity. The transcript is spliced from 2 exons. NCBI's taxonomy places the organism in Eukaryota, Fungi, Ascomycota, Lecanoromycetes, Lecanorales, Parmeliaceae.
AUGCGCUCUCAAAUCGUCAACCGGCUCCGCAGCAACUCUACUCCUUUGAACUCAGUACCCCCUGCAUCUACAUCGAAUGACUACUCGACUGAUCUCGCCAAUCUCGCAGCUCGCAUCAUCUACCGUUCCCCUCUACCUUCACAGAACGAUCUUCCUGUCUUCAUACUGAAUGGCGGCGCUUUCCCGGACGCCAAAACAACUGACUACGAUGUCCUGCUCCCCUACGUGCUAUCUAGACUACCGGACGAUGAAGAGCUGAUUGGUGGGCAUGGCUACGAAGUGGUCUUCUUUGCAGGAAUUGGGGGCAAUGCAACCAAGCAAACCAAGAAGGCAAAACCUAGUUGGCAAUGGUUUAUGCAAGCAUAUCAUAUGUUGACGAGGGCGAAAAGGAAGAGGUUGCAAAAGCUCUACAUUGUGCAUGACAAGAACUUCAUCAGGCUGUUGAUCGAAUUCUUCGCUUCGGUCGUCUCCCCAAAGUUCAGGAAGAAAGUCAUCAGUGUCUCCACAUUGAGCGGGCUGGCUCUGCAGAUUCCAAUCGAGGACUUGUUGAUUCCUCCAUCUGCCUAUUUGACCGACCGUCGGAAGUCUUCUGACAUCUACGCGCCAUACGCAAGUGGGCGGAGAGCUUUUGGCGUCCAGAAUUUUCUCCCCGCCUCCGCGGAUGGGUCAGUCAGACUGCCAAGGGUAUUACGAGAAACCACAAGCUUUGUCAUCAUGGACGAUAACAUCAAGGCCGAGGGUAUCUUCCGUGUCAGUGCUCGGGCUCAGACUGUAGAGAUUUUGAAGGAAGCCUACGAUCGAGGUCAAAAGUUCAUCGUAUGGAAACAAGUUGACACGGCCGUAGCAUCUAGCUACUACAGAGAAGGCCUUGGACAUGUCUGGGUAGAGGAGCUAGACCAGGCCGAAGGCUAUGAACUUCAUGUCGCGGCAGUCUUGAUCAAGCUUUGGUAUGUCUUGGGAAUAUCAAUCCUCUAG